Molecule: messenger RNA, 315 nt
Organism: Ordospora colligata OC4
Lineage: Eukaryota; Fungi; Microsporidia; Ordosporidae
Product: subunit AC19 of RNA polymerase
Exons: 1
Coding region: 1-315 (104 amino acids)
Biological process (GO): DNA-templated transcription
Molecular function (GO): protein dimerization activity
Source: RefSeq, a predicted model, not a curated record
AUGGAAAAAGACUCCCGAAUCAGAAUUGUGAACGAUUAUGCAGUAGAAAUAGAAAAUGAAGAUCACACAAUGAUGAAUCCUUUGAGAUGGUGCAUAGGUAGAAACUUCUCGGGAGAUCAUGUUGAGCUUGUUGGAUACACCAUUCCGCAUCCAUCAGACAACGUUGCAAGGCUCUCGGUCCAAUUCAGUAAUGAAAAUAUGCAGAAGCCUCAGAACAUUCUUGACAAAAUAGCACAAGGACUAGAAUCGAUGGAGGCCAUAUGCAGUAAAUUGCUUAUUCAAAUUGAAGGCUUCGAAAGCUCUUCUAGAAAGUAG